UUCCACGUGUUGCUAGUUGUAGGCGCCACAGGUUCCCCACCUGCGCCGGGGCGCUCGCUCCGGCCGCUCCACCUCUGCCGGCGGACUGAGGGGAACCACAGGGCCGGCGCGCCUGAGGCCGGCGCAGCAAUUCCCGAGGCGCUCAGGCUCAUCCCCCACGCUAACUCCGCCUAUUCAAUCCCGGUGGCUCCCCCUCUUCCCCCUCCCAGUCUUCCUCCCGACUCCUGCCCGCCCCUUUCGCCCUGGUGGUAGGAAACACUCCUGGAUCCAACUCGACGUGUCCGGAAAGCCCUGGCCAGUUUCCCUUUCGCUCUGCGGCCGCUGCUGCCAGCCCCGCGGCUCCCUCGGACCCGCGGGUGCCGCCGCCGGGGGUGAGGCGCCUGGGGACCGCGAGCCGAGCGGCGGGGUCCCCCGAGCACCAUGCUGGACCCGUCCUCCAGCGAAGAGGAGUCGGACGAGGGGCUGGAAGAGGAGAGCCGCGAUGUGCUGGUGGCGGCCGGCGGCUCGCAGAGAGCUGCCCCGGCCCCGGCUCGGGAAGGGCGGCGGGACGCGCUGGGGCGCACGGGCGGCGGCGGCGCGGCCAGACCCGUGAGCCCGAGCCCCUCGGUGCUCAGCGAGGGGCGAGACGAGCCCGAACGGCAGUUGGACGACGAGCAGGAGCGGAGGAUCCGCUUGCAGCUCUACGUCUUCGUCGUGAGGUGCAUCGCGUACCCCUUCAACGCCAAGCAGCCCACCGACAUGGCCCGGAGGCAGCAGAAGCUUAACAAACAACAGUUGCAGUUGCUGAAAGAACGUUUCCAGGCCUUCCUCAAUGGAGAAACCCAAAUUGUAGCUGAUGAAGCAUUUUGUAAUGCUGUUCGGAGUUACUAUGAGGUUUUUCUAAAGAGUGACCGAGUGGCCAGAAUGGUUCAGAGUGGAGGGUGUUCUGCUAAUGACUUCAGAGAAGUGUUUAAAAAAAACAUAGAAAAACGUGUGAGGAGUUUGCCAGAAAUUGAUGGCUUGAGCAAAGAGACAGUAUUGAGCUCAUGGAUAGCCAAAUAUGAUGCCAUUUACAGGGGUGAAGAGGACUUGUGCAAACAGCCAAAUAGAAUGGCCCUAAGUGCUGUGUCCGAACUUAUUCUGAGCAAGGAACAACUCUAUGAAAUGUUUCAGCAGAUUCUGGGUAUUAAAAAACUAGAACACCAGCUUCUUUAUAAUGCAUGUCAGCUGGAUAAUGCAGAUGAACAAGCUGCCCAGAUCAGAAGGGAACUCGACGGUCGCCUGCAGUUGGCAGAGAAAAUGGCAAAGGAAAGAAAAUUCCCACAAUUUAUAGCAAAAGAAAUGGAGAAUAUGUAUAUAGAAGAGUUGCGGUCUUCAGUGAAUUUGCUAAUGGCCAAUUUGGAAAGUCUUCCAGUUUCAAAGGGUGGUCCGGAAUUUAAAUUACAAAAAUUAAAACGUUCACAGAAUUCUGCAUUUUUGGACAUAGGAGAUGAGAAUGAGAUUCAGCUGUCAAAGUCCGACGUGGUUCUGUCAUUCACCUUAGAGAUUGUCAUAAUGGAAGUUCAAGGUUUGAAGUCAGUCGCCCCCAAUCGAAUUGUUUACUGUACAAUGGAAGUAGAAGGAGGAGAAAAACUGCAAACAGACCAGGCUGAAGCCUCAAGGCCACAAUGGGGAACACAAGGAGAUUUCACCACCACCCAUCCUCGGCCUGUGGUCAAAGUAAAACUCUUCACAGAAAGCACGGGGGUCCUGGCCCUUGAAGAUAAAGAACUGGGAAGGGUGAUAUUAUACCCAACUUCUAAUAGCUCCAAGUCAGCUGAAUUACACCGAAUGAUAGUUCCAAAAAAUAGCCAGGACUCUGACUUAAAAAUCAAACUGGCAGUGCGAAUGGAUAAACCACCACAUAUGAAGCAUAGUGGGUAUCUGUAUGCCCUUGGACAGAAGGUUUGGAAAAGGUGGAAAAAACGUUACUUCGUUCUUGUUCAGGUUAGCCAGUAUACCUUUGCUAUGUGCAGUUACAGAAAAAAAUCUGAACCACAAGAAUUAAUGCAGCUUGAAGGAUACACUGUGGACUAUACAGAUCCCCACACAGGCCUUCAGGGCGGUCACAUGUUCUUCAAUGCUGUUAAAGAAGGAGAUACUGUAAUAUUUGCCAGUGAUGAUGAACAGGACAGAAUACUGUGGGUUCAAGCCAUGUAUAGAGCCACAGGUCAAUCAUACAAACCAAUUCCUGCAAUUCAAACUCAGAAGCUGAAUCCUAAAGGAGGAACGCUCCAGGCAGAUGCUCAGCUUUCUGGUAAAGAUGCAGACCGUUUUCAGAAACAUGGUAUGGAUGAGUUUAUUUCUGCUAAUCCUUGCAAGCUUGACCACGCCUUCCUUUUUAGAAUACUCCAGAGGCAGACUUUGGAUCACAGACUGAAUGAUUCCUAUUCUUGCUUGGGUUGGUUUAGCCCUGGCCAAGUCUUUGUGUUAGAUGAGUACUGUGCCCGUUACGGUGUGAGAGGCUGUCACAGGCAUCUCUGCUACCUUACGGAACUGAUGGAACAUUCAGAAAAUGGUGCUGUCAUUGACCCUACCCUGCUCCAUUACAGCUUUGCAUUCUGUGCCUCUCAUGUGCACGGCAACAGGCCUGAUGGAAUUGGAACUGUUUCAGUAGAAGAAAAAGAGAAAUUUGAGGAGAUAAAAGAGAGACUCUCUUCCCUUUUAGAAAAUCAGAUAAGCCAUUUCAGAUAUUGUUUUCCCUUUGGACGACCUGAAGGUGCUCUAAAAGCUACACUUUCAUUACUUGAAAGGGUUUUAAUGAAAGAUAUUGCCACUCCCAUACCAGCAGAAGAGGUGAAGAAAGUGGUCAGAAAAUGUCUUGAGAAAGCUGCCUUGAUCAAUUACACUAGACUCACAGAAUAUGCCAAAAUAGAAGGCCCAGCAGAAAAGGAAACAGAGACCAUGAACCAAGCAACUCCUGCUAGAAAGCUGGAAGAGGUUCUUCAUCUAGCAGAGCUCUGCAUAGAAGUCUUACAGCAGAAUGAAGAGCAUCACUCAGAGGGAAGAGAGGCAUUUGCCUGGUGGCCUGAUUUACUGGCUGAACAUGCAGAGAAAUUCUGGGCUUUAUUUACAGUGGAUAUGGAUACUGCACUAGAGGCUCAACCACAAGACUCUUGGGAUAGUUUUCCUCUUUUCCAACUGCUUAAUAAUUUCCUCAGAAAUGACACACUUUUGUGUAAUGGAAAAUUUCACAAACACUUGCAAGAAAUCUUUGUGCCCUUGGUUGUCCGCUACGUCGAUCUCAUGGAGUCUUCCAUCGCCCAGUCAAUUCACAGAGGUUUUGAGCAAGAGACAUGGCAACCUGUCAAGAAUAUCGCCAACAGUCUUCCCAAUGUAGCUCUUCCAAAAGUUCCAAGUCUGCCUCUUAAUCUUCCACAGAUUCCUAACAUUUCUACUCCUUCGUGGAUGGCUUCUUUAUAUGAGUCCACCAAUGGCUCAGCAACAUCAGAAGACCUUUUUUGGAAACUUGAUGCACUGCAAAUGUUUGUCUUUGAUCUACACUGGCCAGAACAAGAAUUUGCCCACCACUUAGAGCAAAGACUUAAACUAAUGGCCAGUGAUAUGAUAGAGGCCUGUGUCAAAAGAACAAGAACUGCAUUUGAACUCAAGCUGCAAAAGGCAAGCAAAACAACUGACUUGCGCAUUCCAGCUUCCGUGUGUACAAUGUUUAAUGUAUUAGUCGAUGCCAAAAAGCAAAGCACUAAACUCUGCGCCCUGGACGGAGGACAAGAGCAACAGUACCAUUCAAAAAUAGAUGAUCUGAUCGACAACACUGUAAAAGAAAUCAUUUCGCUACUAGUUUCAAAGUUUGUUUCAGUGUUGGAAGGGGUGUUGUCUAAGCUGUCCAGGUAUGAUGAAGGCAGUUUCUUUUCAUCCAUCCUGUCAUUCACUGUGAAAGCAGCUGCAAAAUAUGUUGAUGUUCCAAAACCAGGAAUGGAUCUGGCAGACACUUAUAUUAUGUUUGUUCGGCAAAACCAGGAUAUUCUUCGAGAAAAGGUCAAUGAGGAAAUGUAUAUAGAAAAGUUGUUUGAUCAAUGGUACAGCAGUUCCAUGAAAGUCAUUUGCCUGUGGUUGGCUGAUAGAUUAGACCUCCAGCUUCAUAUUUACCAACUGAAGACGCUCAUCAAGAUUGUGAAGAAAACCUACAGGGACUUCCGAUUGCAGGGUGUGUUGGAAGGAACACUGAACAGUAAGACAUAUGAUACUCUGCACAGACGCUUAACAGUAGAAGAGGCCACAGCCUCUGUUUCAGAAGGAGGAGGACUUCAGGGCAUUACUAUGAAAGACAGUGAUGAAGAAGAAGAAGGCUGAUAACACACAGCCUCUGGAGAAGAGAGGAGUUCCUGGAUUGACAUUAUGCUUUUUGUAUUUUGUCCAUGUGAUUGCAUUUGUUGUCUUGACCAAAUAAAAAUGCUUGCAUUUCUUUAAAAAGUAAACCUGGAAGCAGAGUUAAUGAGGAAAAUGCCAAGUAUUUUUUUGAAGAAAAUCAUUCUCUUUUGUGUAGCUGAACCUAAAAAUGAACUUUGGCUCUGUUUGUGAUUGGAAUAUGAACAUUUUUUAAGAUUUGAGCUUCUUUUCUGUAAUCACAUCAAAAUAAUGUCGGGUAUGUGAAGUGAGAUGUGUAUUUCUCAUAAUACAGCAUUGUGAGAAGCCACUUCUAAUCACUGCGCCAACUCUAUUGUACCCUCGUUAAAAUGGUGUGUACCUUACAGUUUAUAAUUUAUGUGAAAUGUUUGUUUUGUACUUAAUUUGCCAUCGUUGUGAUGUGUAUAAAACUUUAACCUUGGUUCUUAGUACUUUGAAUUUAUCUGCAGGUAUCUUCCUGGGCUUAAAAGAAUGCCAAACUCAAAUAUAGACUAGAUUAUCCAAUGGGUUCGUGUUUUGUUCCAUUCUCAACAUUUCUUCUUUCAAGUAUACAAAAUCCCAAGUUAUAGGGUAGCAAGGUGUGCUUCCGUCAACAUAUUCUCCUACUCCUAAGUAUAAGAGCUUGCAGGCAAUAAAAAUCCAUUUGUUCACAACCACUUCUGUAUUUAUUAGUCCUGUAUAGAUUAAAUGCAGUAAAAGAUGUUUGCAGUAUUUCAGACAUCCCAA
This is a messenger RNA of Microcebus murinus (gray mouse lemur), 5112 nucleotides long. The record is from RefSeq and is a predicted model, not a curated record. Lineage: Eukaryota; Metazoa; Chordata; Mammalia; Primates; Cheirogaleidae.